Molecule: messenger RNA, 3783 nt
Organism: Pecten maximus
Lineage: Eukaryota; Metazoa; Mollusca; Bivalvia; Pectinida; Pectinidae
Product: histidine decarboxylase-like
Exons: 13
Coding region: 1057-3129 (690 amino acids)
Biological process (GO): histamine biosynthetic process; L-histidine catabolic process
Molecular function (GO): histidine decarboxylase activity; pyridoxal phosphate binding
Source: RefSeq, a predicted model, not a curated record
UCCAACGCACGUGCAACUCUAUUCUAAAUCUCUUAUUGAUGAUGUCGGUCUUCCGUUCCAUGAAUGUGCACUGAAUUAUAUUGAGAUCCAGCCUUGAUAUUUUCUUUAAUGUGGAACGGAUUGGGAUUUGUGAUUACGUUUUUAGUCGACCAUGUGAUUGAAACUUCUUACCUGCCGGAACCGUUUAAAGAGAACUUUUUUUCGUACACCGACACUAUUUCCCAUAAGUGAAGCAGUAAGGACGUGUCGGGCCUAACUGGGGUUUUAAUUUUGCAUUAGCACAUAUCUUGAUCGAGAUCAAAGAAAAGAUUUGAUCAUUCAAUUGCCAUAACUAAAGAGGAAGGACUGGCUAACCUUUAAUGACAUCUUAUAUACUGUCAGCUUGCUCGAACACUGAAGCAUACGUUGGCCUUGUCGUGCAUUGUGACGUCACAUUAUAGAACUUUAAAAAUACCAACGCAUGAUAUAUAACUGGUUGGCCGAAUAUUUUCAUUCAUUCAGAAGAUAUAUUAGAACAUUAACUCGUUGGACAGUAUCGAGUGGUGCUUGUUAUAUGGGCUGACUGACGUGAACUAUUUACAUUUGUCCUGUUAAUUAAGUUCUGUUUACGUACAGAACAAGAUAUUGAUUUCGUUUUUGCUGAAUAAUAUAAAUUUAAGUUUCAAACGUAGAGCUUGCUGUUUUUGACUCGGACACAUUUGUUUGAAGUGUCGAUAUCGCUGUAUAAGUCCUGAAGUUUUUAUCUAACUUCCAGCUAACUAACUGUGUAAGUGAGGACUUAUCCAGAUUUUCCCAACUCUCGGGAAAUAUUAAAAAAACUGUCGAUAUAGCAAUAAUAUCGAUAUCAUUUUACAAUUUAAUUCAAAUUUUACUCCAAGAGAUUCCAGAAAAAAACCCAUCAGAAAUCGUUUAUUCUUUGGAUAUCAUGAUGUAAAAAACGUUUUAGAUUUUGAGUUGUGAUUUAAGAGACAUUCUCUCCUGGAAGGUAUCGACAUCUUAAGUUUACAAACUGAAAAAUACCGAAAGGUUUUAAAAGAGUACAACACAGCCCCAAACAUGGACUUCGAGGAAUACAGAAAAAGAGGAAAAGACAUGGUGGACUAUAUAGCAGACUAUCUGAAGACCAUCAGAACGAGGCGUGUGUUCCCGGAUGUACAGCCUGGAUACAUGCGCAAUUUGGUACCGGAAACAGCACCAACGGAAGGCGAACCAUGGCACGACAUCUUCCGGGAUAUAGAGAGGGUUAUCAUGCCUGGAGUUACCCAUUGGCAGAGUCCAUAUAUGCACGCCUACUUUCCCGCCCUCAACUCGUUCCCGUCACUCCUGGGGGACAUGCUUGCGGACGCUAUUAACUGCCUCGGUUUCACAUGGGCCUCCAGUCCUGCAUGUACCGAGUUGGAGACGAUCGUGAUGGAUUGGCUCGGAAAGAUGAUUGGACUUCCGUCUGAGUUUCUCCAUAGCAACAAACAAACAAUGGGAGGCGGAGUGAUUCAGCUAACAGCCAGUGAUUCCACAUUCAUCGCUUUGCUUGCCGCGAGAACUGAGGUGUUCAGAAAAUACAAGUGCUUGCAUUCAGGACUCGAUGAUGCCGAGAUCAAUGCGAGACUGGUCGCCUAUUGUUCUGACCAGGCGCAUUCCUCGGUCGAGAAAGCUGGGCUCAUUGGUCUGGUGAAAAUGAGAUUCAUUUGUAGCGACGACCAACUGAGCAUGCGCGGGGAGAGUCUUCAGUCCGCCAUAGAACGUGACCGGGAGGAAGGAUUGAUUCCUUUCUUUGUAUGUGCAACUCUGGGAACAACUGGAGCCUGUGCUUUUGAUAAUCUAGCGGAACUUGGUCCGAUUUGUGAAACAGAAGGCCUAUACCUACAUAUCGACGCUGCUUAUGCCGGAACAGCGUUCAUUUGUCCGGAAUACCGGAAGUUCAUGGCUGGGAUAGAGUAUGCGCACUCCAUUGCAUUUAAUCCAUCAAAAUGGCUGAUGGUACACUUUGACUGUACAGCAAUGUGGGUGAAGAAUAGUGGAUCCUUACAUCGUACUUUCAAUGUCGACCCCCUGUACCUAAAACAUGAAAACAGUGGUGCUGCCAUAGAUUAUAUGCAUUGGCAGAUCCCACUGAGCCGAAGAUUCCGCGCCCUGAAGCUGUGGUUCGUCAUCAGAUCCUUUGGCGUAGAGGGCUUACAAGCUCACGUGAGAAAGGGUGUUCGUCUGGCGGAGAAGUUCGAGAAAAUGGUCCGAACAGAUGACAGGUUUGAGAUUCCAGCUGCACGACAUCUCGGAAUGGUCGUGUUCCGCCUGAAGGGGGACAAUGACCGUACAGAAAUUCUUCUAAAACGGUUGAACAAAAGUGGCAAAAUACACAUGGUACCUGCUGCACUCAAGUCAAAAUACGUCAUCCGAUUCACGGUGACGUCACAAUACACCACUGACGCAGACAUCGAGCGAGAUUGGAAAAUCAUUCAAGACAUGGCGACUAAAGUACUUCGGAACGAAGAACCAGGCGAAGAUGACGUAUUUGAGGAAACGCCACCAAUUCCGGUCGUCAUUGAACCGGAAGUGCUGAAACGAGUACCCUCCUUGAAGAAAAAAGAUUAUGGUAUGAGCUUGUUACUUAGCAACGUUCCGUCAUCUCCCAAACUCAUAAACGGAAGUUUUGCUGCCCUGUUUGACAACAAUGACGUCAUUGUGGAAUUUGCUAAGGAGAUCACUAACAGUGAUUUUAAUGGUCGGCCAAUUCGUCUGUCACCAAGACGACGAAUGAAACUCCGGGACCAAAACAGACAACGGAGUCUCGACUGUGACGUCACUCCACAUCGAUCUAUCAUCAGCCGAUUCAAACAGGCGUCACUCGAUUCCAAAGUAGACGAAAUUCUCGAAUGGUCAACUCUGCAGGAAAUGUCCGGAGGUCUGAAUGAAAUCGAAGACGGAAACGAGAGCGGAGCAGAUUCGGAUGUUGACCUGGGGUCAGGGGUCAAAAUGAAAGUUUCAAUCAAUGUAACAAAAUCAUCUGAAAAUGAUGAUGAUCCAGAAGUAGAAAAAGGUGAACUAUCAAACGGGAAUGGGAUGCAUUCUACCAAUGAACCCUUAAAUGGACAUAUAAUCUGCAAACACUGCGGUCACGUAAUUAACGGAUAAUCACGUGUUGUGUGUAACUAACAUUGUGGAGAAGAAACCGAAAUAUCAAAGAAUGGAUGGAACAAUAACUGUGCAAUAUAUAAUUAUAUACAGAUAUAAAUAGAUCAGUAAACAACAAGUUUAGUUGUGACGUAGGGCAUAAUUGUAUUCGUAUAAUCUGCUUAAACUGUGUUUAUAACAGUAAAACUCGUCCAGAACAUUGACACUUCACGUACGUGUUUCUAUCAUAUACUUGCAAGCCUGUGUUUACCAACGUCCACGUUCGCUUUCAGUUUAUAAUACAUUUUGUAUGUAUACAGUAAAUGUAACUCUGUCUAGGUUAUUUCGAACAAAGUCUAUUUUUGCUUUCAUUUCCGUUCAUUUAAACAAUUAAUGCAACUGUCAGACGUCUAUUCAAGCAAUGCAUAUCUUCACUUUCUAUUUCGUUGAUAACAUACCAUUGCAUACAUGUAUGUGAUAAUGUGCUGUCGUUCAUUCAUUGUGCUAUUUCUUUAAUAGAAUAGACGAAGCUGCAAGCUCUAUUCGAAAUGGCGUCCGAGCAUCAAUGUCAAUAAACACGUGAUCGUGGUUGUCAACUAAUCCUGCCUGUAAAAAAAAUGUAACAAAUAUGAUACCAUUAUUUAUUACAUUUUUACCAGUGAAAUAUCAAAAAUU